AUGCCCGCGGACUAUGAGUCCACCGCACGGGCAUUGGCUGUCUCAACCUCUCCAGAACCACACACCACCUCCCCCGAUGAAGAGGAACGUCCGCUCUGGGGUCGGGCGGGCAGACGGAACUCCACCCGCGCCGACCAGGCAAGCAGCUUCCGCGACAGGAUGAUCAUUAAGGGUAAGGUGUGGUAUUGGAAAGCACUGGAACGAUGGGAAGGCAUGACCUUUUGGCAGAAAGUCGGCUUUUUUGCCGCAUCUGUAUUGUCUGUGGCUCUCGGCAUUGGCUUCCUGGUCUUAACAGGGCAGGUGUUCAUCUGGCUGGGGCCGGUCGCUGAGCGAUGGGAAAAGUCUCCGCUCGUGGCCUUUGUCCUCUGGCUAUGUGUCUUUUUCGUCUCAUUCCCGCCAUUAUUGGGCUGGUCGACUUUUGGAACCGCCGCGGGCUUUAUUUUUGGAGUGUGGAAAGGAUGGCUCAUCUACGCUACCGCUACUGUACUCGGGUCUACUGCCUCAUUUUAUGUAUCGAGGACAAUGCUAUCGAAGUUUGUGACUCGCUUGAUGAAACAUGACAAGCGAUUCGCCGCAUUGUCAUUGACUCUCAAGUAUGACGGGCUGAAACUGCUCUGUAUGAUCCGCCUAUGUCCUUUGCCAUACUCCAUCUGCAAUGGCGCUAUCUCAACUUUUCCAACUGUUCAGCCCUUGACAUACGGACUGGCCACUGCCAUCAUUACCCCGAAGCUGCUGGUCCCGGCCUUCGUCGGCAGUCGUGUACGUCUUCUUACCGAGAAGGGAGAAGAAAUGAGCGCAGGAACGAAGGCUGUCAAUAUCAUCAGUAUUAUCAUCACAGUUGCUAUUGGUGUUAGUACCGGUUACUAUAUCUAUCAAAGAACUCUGGCUCGUGCCAAGGAACUUGAAGCACAGGAACGUGCCGAUAUUCGACACUCAUUACGGGCCGAUCAUGCCGCCAACCGUCCUCACGGUCGAUUCGCCGAUGACGACAAUGCAAACGCCGCUGCUGAAACCUUGGCCCGAGACGAGGAAGAACAGAUCGGCUUUGGCGAUCUGGAUGAUGAUAACGUCGACCUCGAUCUAGCUCUCGGUGAUGACAGUGACAGUGAGAAUGGUCGUCGGUGGGAACAAUCCCGAAGAUCCUAUCAUGAUGAGUUUACGGAUAAUGAUUCGGAUGAGUAUGCAAACGAAGGGGACGAAGCAUUCGGUCUCCACUCACAUGUUCAGCGUGAUGUCUAG
This is a messenger RNA of Penicillium malachiteum, 1239 nucleotides long. Its product is annotated as TVP38/TMEM64 family protein. The record is from RefSeq and is a predicted model, not a curated record. Bases 1 to 1239 code for a protein of 412 amino acids. Gene Ontology annotation, cellular component: Golgi membrane. Lineage: Eukaryota; Fungi; Ascomycota; Eurotiomycetes; Eurotiales; Aspergillaceae. The transcript has 3 exons. Gene Ontology annotation, biological process: vesicle-mediated transport; mitotic spindle elongation.